Molecule: messenger RNA, 1759 nt
Organism: Populus trichocarpa (black cottonwood)
Lineage: Eukaryota; Viridiplantae; Streptophyta; Magnoliopsida; Malpighiales; Salicaceae
Product: probable nucleoredoxin 3
Exons: 5
Coding region: 421-1626 (401 amino acids)
Molecular function (GO): thioredoxin-disulfide reductase (NADPH) activity
Source: RefSeq, a predicted model, not a curated record
CCUGUCUGAUAGAUAGAGACCUGUAUCUCUAUCUAAGGUUACACUUGUUUGCCCUACUUAUUCCUUCACAUCCCCUCUUGGGUUGGGUUUAUCCUCUCACACGUUUCUCUUGUCCCCUUGUUUUGUUGUGGAAUCUGACCAGCCCUCUCUCCCUCUCUUUCUCAAUUCUCAAACUCCCAACAAAGGAUAUCAGCAGAAAUACCAAGUACCACCAUUUUGACAAGUGGUCUUGCUGCACUUCCCAUUAGGACAAAUGCUUGCCAGGAUUCUUAUCAAGGCUUGGGGCAUUUCAAAAAGUGAUAUUGAGCUCAUCAAAUGCAAUUUUAGUCCUUUGAUUGAUGCAUACCACUCACCCUUGCAUCUCUCAAGGAUAGCAUAUAAAAGAAGAAGAGAGGAUUACCAACUUUUGCUUGUAGUAUUAUGGCAGGGCUUGAUGGUCAAGCUAAAUUUGUUGAGGGCAGUGACUUCGUGGCCAUCUUAUCAUCUCAAGGGAUAGAUUAUCUUUUAUCUGGUGAAGGAAAGGUGCCCUUGUCAUCAUGUGAUUGUAAGGUAAUUUGCCUCUUCUUCUCGGCAAACUGGUGCAGGCCAUGUAAAGCAUUUGCUCCCCAGCUUGUGAAAAUUUAUAAUAGCCUAAGAGGUACUGGUAAAAAACUAGAGAUUGUCUUCAUCUCCUUUGAUCGCGAUGAGGAUGGAUUCAAGGAACACUUCAAGUGUAUGCCAUGGCUUGCAGUCCCAUUUGAAGUAAACUUGCAUAGACAUUUGAGUGACAUCUAUCAUGUUAAUCGCAUUCCAUCAUGUAUCUCGUUGGGUUCAGAUGGAAUAUCAGUUGAAGAAGAUAUGAUUGGAUUGAUAGAAGACUUUGGUGCUGAAGCAUUUCCCUUCACCAGGGAAAGAUUCGACGAACUGAGGUCUAUCGAUGAUGCAAAGCGCCAGGGAGGAAAAUUACAGCAACUUCUGGCACAUGAAGGACGAAACUAUGUUUUAUCAGGAGAUACUAGAAAGAUAUUUGUAUCUGAACUUGUUGGCAAGACAAUAGGCCUUUACUUUGGCGCACACUGGUGCCCUCCAAGCCGUGCCUUCACUACGCAACUUAUCCAAAAUUACAAUGAGAUCAUAACCACUAAUGAUGGAUGCUUUGAAAUUAUCUUAGUCUCUACAGACCGAGACCUUAAAGAAUUUAAUACCAACCUAAGUAACAUGCCAUGGCUUGCUAUUCCAUACGAGGACAGGACACGGCAAGACCUUUGCAGGAUCUUUAACAUUAAAGGGAUUCCAGCUUUGGUCAUUAUUGGACAAGAUGGGAAGAUCAUUAGAACAGAUGGGAAAGCCAUGAUUUCCUUAUAUGGUGCUAAGGCUUUCCCAUUUACAGAGUCAAGGAUUACAGAGAUCGAAGCAACUUUGAAGGAGGAAGGAGAUGCAUUACCUCGGCAAGUAAAAGAUAUAAAGCACCAACAUGCUCUGAAGUUGGACAUGGCAAAAGCAUAUGUAUGUGACUGCUGCAACGGGCAAGGCAAGUUCUGGGCAUUCUCUUGUGAUGUGUGUGAUUAUGACCUUCAUCCAGCAUGUGUAGAAGAGGCAUGCUCAGACUGUUUAAUGAAAGUCCGCGAUAUUAAUUUAACAGCCUAAAUGUAAUACUUGAAUGAAGAAUAAAUUACCUUACCUCUCCAAGAAAACAAAUUUUCUUGUCCAUUUAUUUAAUGUAAGAAACUGAUUUUGUGCAACAAUUUAAGACUAGUGGAUUAAGGAGUCAAAGGCCUCA